AUGGCAUCCUCGUCAUCCUCACCCAUCAUCCAGGGGCAUAGCAUAGACAGCAGUCUUCGCGGCGCAUAUUCGGCCUCCCCAAUUAAGUAUAUGCUCUAUGGCCGAGGAUGCAUCACCUCCCUCCCUGACGUCAUCGCGAAACUGGGCGCUUCAAAGGCGUAUAUUAUCACUGGCAGGUCUCUGCGGGAAAAGACGCCGGUGAUCAAGCAGAUAGAGGAGAUACUAGGCGUUGAACAUCAUGCAGGCACUUAUAGCGGAGUGCGGCAGCAUGCCCCAUUAGCUGACAUCGAAUCCGCCAUAAGCGCAGUCCGAGAAUCCGGCGCGGACGUACUGGUUUCUGUCGGAGGCGGAUCGCCCAUCGACGCCACAAAAGCCAUCGCGUAUCAUUUGCAUAUUAACAAUGACGAUGCGAAUGGCGGGCGGAAAUGGAUUCCCAGCAUUGCGGUGCCGACGACAUUGAGUGUGGCGGAGACGACGAAGAAUGCGGGGUUUACCAAUGCGGAGGGGGCGAAGGUCAGGGUUUCGGAUGCAGAGUUGAUCCGCGCCCUCGACCACGCCCUGGAACUCCUCUACGUACCCUCCGCCCCCGAAGUCCCCACAAAACACCUCGCCCUCUCCUCCCUAACAGACCUCUUCACCCUCCUCCCCAAAUGCCACGCCAACCCCCAAGACGCAGACGUACGCCAACGCCUCUUUCUCGCAGGCUACGCGGCGUUCUUCCCCUUCCUGUUCUCCGGUGCCCUGGGCCUUAGUCAUGCCAUUGGCCAUGCUAUUGGGGCGAGCUAUGGGAUUCCGCAUGGGAUUACGUCGUGUAUCAGUUUGGGCAAGGUGGUGAGGUUUUUGGCGGAGAGGGCGGAGGAGGGAGAGGAGGCGAAGCAGAUUGCGAGGGCUGUGGCGUUUAUUCCUGGGUUGAAGGGGACAGGGAGGGUGGGUGGGGAUGCGCUAUUGGUGGCCGAGGCGGUUGAGGGGUUGGUUGGGAGACUGGGUUUGGCGAGUGGAUUGGCAGAUUAUAACGUCAAGUCCGGUGAGGAAGAGGAUAUUGCUAUUCGCGCGCUGCGGGAUCCCGCACAUCCUGAUUUGAAGGCUGUUACGGAGCUGGUUCGCACUAUGUACACAUCCUCCACCUCGUCUGAUGUGACGAUGCGCCUGUAG
Molecule: messenger RNA, 1152 nt
Organism: Paracoccidioides lutzii Pb01
Product: alcohol dehydrogenase IV
Exons: 6
Coding region: 1-1152 (383 amino acids)
Cellular component (GO): mitochondrion
Molecular function (GO): alcohol dehydrogenase (NAD+) activity; metal ion binding
Source: RefSeq, a predicted model, not a curated record